Messenger RNA from Acanthochromis polyacanthus (spiny chromis), 522 nucleotides. RefSeq names its product kallikrein-12-like. Gene Ontology annotation, molecular function: serine-type endopeptidase activity. The transcript has 5 exons. NCBI's taxonomy places the organism in Eukaryota, Metazoa, Chordata, Actinopteri, Pomacentridae. The coding region runs from base 1 to 522 and encodes 173 amino acids. Gene Ontology annotation, biological process: proteolysis. The record is from RefSeq and is a predicted model, not a curated record.
AUGGCACGUCUCACCUUUCUUCUCCUUCUCCUGUGUGUUGGAUUCACAGUGAGCACAGUGGUGGAUCUGCAGAAGAGAAUCUUCAAUGGGAUAAACUGUGCAAAUACGGAGCGUCUGUACCAUGUCGGACUGACCAACAGUGUUACUGGAGAUGGUAUUCAUUGUGGUGGCUCUCUGAUCCAUCGACAGUGGGUUCUGAGUGCAGCUCACUGCUGUGAUUCAAUGUAUGCAGUUGUAAAAGUGCAUCCAGGUCCAAGAGAUGUAGUGAGAAUAGAAAAAAAAAAAAUCUUUCGGAACCAUGACAUCAUGCUCCUGAAGUUAGAGAACCCCAUUACUGACAUUGUUCCUAUAUCUCUGCCCAACAACAGUGACUGCAGUACCCAGCCUAGAGCUCAUCAGAUGUUUUGGAGCAAAAACAAUCAAAAAUUCAACAUAUUUUCUUCCUCUCAGGGUGACUCUGGUGGUGGACUGAUAUAUCGGGGCAAGCUUCGUGCUGGCUGGGAAACACAGCAGGACAAAUAA